Sphaeramia orbicularis (orbiculate cardinalfish) is the source of this 2221-nucleotide messenger RNA. RefSeq names its product glycine amidinotransferase (L-arginine:glycine amidinotransferase) (gene gatm). Gene Ontology annotation, cellular component: mitochondrial intermembrane space. Gene Ontology annotation, biological process: creatine biosynthetic process. The coding region runs from base 71 to 1342 and encodes 423 amino acids. Gene Ontology annotation, molecular function: glycine amidinotransferase activity. The transcript is spliced from 9 exons. The record is from RefSeq and is a predicted model, not a curated record. Lineage: Eukaryota; Metazoa; Chordata; Actinopteri; Kurtiformes; Apogonidae.
UGAUCCUGAUCCUGGUCCUGGUCCUGUUCGGGGCGCCGGUGGCUGAUUUCAUUCAUUCUUCCAGUGGAACAUGCUGCGGGUCAGGUGUCUGAGAGGAGGCAGCAGGGGGGCCGAGGCCGCCCAUCUGAUCGGAGCCAUGCUGGGCCGGGUGCUGCAUGGCCAGGUGCAGAGAACCUUCCGGAGCUCGUCCAGUGCGGUGGCCGCUCAGCCCGUCCAUGCGGUCCAAGUGGACCCUGUUCCUGAGCCGGUGGCCCAGGAGUGUCCUGUGUGCAGCUACAAUGAAUGGGACCCUCUGGAGGAGGUGAUCGUGGGCCGGGCCGAGAACGCCCACGUGCCUCCGUUCACCGUGGAAGUGAAGGCCAACACUUAUGAGAAGCAUUGGCCCUUCUAUCAGAAGUAUGGGGGCCAGCGCUUCCCUGCGGACCACUUGAGAAAAGCUGUUGCUGAGAUCGAAGAAAUGUGCAACAUUCUACGACAGGAGGGUGUGACCGUCAAGAGACCAGAACCAAUCGACUGGUCUGUGGAAUACAAAACCCCCGACUUCACAUCCUCAGGCAUGUAUGCAGCCAUGCCCAGGGACAUCCUCAUGGUUGUGGGUAAUGAGAUCAUCGAGGCCCCCAUGGCCUGGAGGGCUCGCUUCUUUGAGUACCGCGCCUACAGACCCAUGAUUAAGGAAUACUUCAGAAGAGGAGCCAAGUGGACCACGGCCCCCAAACCCACCAUGGCCGAUGAGCUCUACGACCAGGAUUAUCCAAUCCGUACGGUGGAGGACCGACACAAACUUGCGGCUCAGGGGAAGUUCGUGACCACGGAACAUGAACCCUGCUUUGAUGCUGCUGAUUUCAUUCGAGCUGGGAGGGACAUAUUUGUCCAGAGGAGUCAGGUCACCAACUACAUGGGCAUCGAAUGGAUGCGUCGCCAUCUGGCCCCAGAUUAUAACAUCCACAUCAUCUCCUUCAAGGACCCCAACCCCAUGCACAUCGACGCCACCUUCAACAUCAUCGGGCCUGGGCUGGUGUUGUCCAACCCCGACCGCCCCUGUCAGCAGAUCGACAUGUUCAAGAAGGCUGGAUGGACGAUUGUCAAACCUCCGACUCCUUUGAUUCCAGACGACCAUCCUCUGUGGAUGUCGUCCAAAUGGCUUUCGAUGAACGUCCUGAUGUUGGAUGAGAAGCGCGUCAUGGUGGAGGCCAAUGAAACCACCAUUCAGAAGAUGUUCGAGGACCUCGGCAUCCAGACGGUGAAGGUGAACAUUCGCCACGCCAACUCGCUGGGUGGCGGCUUCCACUGCUGGACCACCGACGUGCGCCGCCGUGGGACCCUCCAGUCCUACUUCCACUAGCCUGGACACAAACAGGCAGUUUGUCCUGAGCUGUGAACAUGAACGUGUCCGUCUGCUGUUGUGUUUGAUGCAUGUGUUGUUGCUGUUGUUUUUGUUGUAAACAGCUUGGUUUGGACGCUCAGUAACAUGUACCAGGAUAAUGUCCUUCCUUCAAUCUGUUAUCUCAAUAUCAACGGCUUUCUGGCCUGGCUACUGUGGAUCUGAACCAGCAACCCUGAGGACGGGGUUGGGACCCCUUGGACAGGGUUGGGACUCCUUGGACCGGGUCGGGACCCCUUGGACCGGGUUGGGACCCCUUGGACAGGAUUCUGACCCCUUGGACAAGGUCGGGACCCCUUGGACAGGGUCUGGACCUCUUGGACAGGAUUCUGACCCCUUGGACAGGGUCGGGACCUCUUGGACAGGGUUGGGACCCCUUGGACAGGGUUGGGUCUGAUGUGUGAAGGACUUGGGCACAGGAGGAGGGCAUCACUCCAAAAACACACCGACAGCAUUUUUCCAAAGUCUUUUUUAUUUAAUUAAAUGUUAUAAAGUCAUGUGGGUCAUUGAAGUGACUCAGUUCUGUUUAUAUUUGUGUUCCAUUUUCUUUCUUGGAUUUUCCCGCCUAUUGUUGUUUUUUUAUUGACUCCUAGCUCUAGCUUCACCUCUGUGACUGUUUUCUUGUGCUGUAAACCUGGGCCAGUUGGACGCCUACAGUCGUUCUCACUCCACUGCUUUUAUAAACGGUUUGAAAUGACAAAUGAAUGUUUGAUGAUUCCUGUUGUGCAGAUUUGAGUGUGGGAGUGACCUCUGACCUCUGACCUCCACGGUCACACUGUGGAUCAGAGGACCAGGGAACGUCCUGUUUUCUAUUGUGUAAUUAAAUGUGAUUAAAAGGAG